Penicillium olsonii is the source of this 915-nucleotide messenger RNA. The record is from the annotation of a GenBank genome assembly. Lineage: Eukaryota; Fungi; Ascomycota; Eurotiomycetes; Eurotiales; Aspergillaceae.
AUGGAGCCAAGCCAGGGUCUAUGGCUCAACAGCCAGCAACAGAACCCACAAGAGCCCGUGCCACAAUUCGAAGAGCAUACAAGCUUCCACUCCAACGUGGGCGAUAUAUCGAAUCCAUCCGAUUACAAACCCUUUGGCGUGAUAGAUAUUAUCUCACAAGGACAUUUCCUCAUCGGAGUACUCAGCCACACCCAAGUUCUCAAAUACCCUAGCGACCCAAGCAGCACGGAGCACCAACAGCUCAUGCGAGAUGAGGAUGCGAUUCUGCAACACAUCGGAUCACAGCCUCGCAUCGUGGAAUACCAGGGCCUGAAUGAAUAUGGCUUAAUGCUACGCUACUAUCCUUAUGGAUCACUUCGCAGGCUUCUCAAAUGGUGCCCGAACAUCAAAAUUUCCAGGAAGCUCGAAUGGUGUGGACAACUCACAACUGCUGUCCAGACGAUUCACUCAAAGAAUGUGAUCCACUGUGAUAUCUGUCUUCACAAUGUGCUCCUGGAUGAAAAUAUCGAGGCGGUUCUUGCUGAUUUUCAGGGAAUUCUCUUGUCGCAAAACAAUCAGGUUCUGGUUGAUGGGCGCACACGCGAGUGCCCAAAGUCAUACAUGCCUCGGGAAGAUGUGGAAUAUGCGAGUUUUAAGACGGAUUUGUUUGCCCUUGGUUCAGCGAUUUACCAUAUCAUCAAUGGGCACGAAGUGUUCCCAGAGCUGAGGAAUCUUCACGACCACGUGGAGAUACUGCGUCGUUUCACCAACCGUAUCUACCCUGGUUCUAACUAUGUGGCCAGCCACAUAGUGGAAAAAUGCUGGAGAGGAGAGUAUGCCAAUGCCGGCGAAGUAGUGAAUGAUCUGGCGGAGGUCCUUCACGCUGCACGCCAAGUGGAGGCGCAGAACAGCUUUUUUGACAGUGGUGGUGUCUAA